CCCUGCCGGCCGGCUGCCGCGGCGGGGCGGGAGGGCUGCCCGCGGGGCUGCCCGGGAGUCGGAGUUGCUUGUGCCCCCUCCCCUGGAGUGUCCCCCCGCCGCACGGCCCGCUCCGGGGCUGCGGCGGCGCUGGAGGCUCGCGGCGUGCGUGGCGCGCAGCAGCGGCCGGUGGGGAGCGGCGGGCUGGAGCGGGAAGCGGGGCGGACUACGUUUCCCAGGGCGCACCGCGGCCGCCGUUGGCUCGGCGGGGCGGGCUGGCGGCGGAACCGGCGCGGCGGUUGAAUGCUGGCGGGGAGCGGGGCGCCAUGGAGGUGUCGUCGCUCGUCAGGAAGCUGGGUCACGAACUGGCAGAGAUAAGAGAACGAUCUCUGAAGACUAUUCUGUUUAAAUUAGAACAUAACUUGAUUUCGUACGCUGAUCUGGUCCAUGAAAAUGUGCUUUUCCUUAAUCUUUUGGAGUGGUUCAAUUUUCCAGUCGUACCAAUGAAGGAGGAAGUACUAAAUUUUGUGAACAAUCUAAUCAAGCAUCCGCCUGUGGCCCAGAAAAUGAUUGGAAUUGGUGCAGUGGAAUUCUUCUCUCAGCUUCGCCCCAAUGUGGAUCCAAACUUACAGGCUAUAAUUGAUGGGAUUGUGGAUGGGCUGUUCUUCCUUCCUUCUGGACUUCCUUCUAGUUCUUUAUCAGUAUGUUAUCAAACUCAGUCUCAGCCUUCAGCAGAUCAACCAGCUCUGCCUCACGAGGAAUUAGUGACUGGAUAUUUUUGUCAAGGUAGAAGUCAUCUGCCGCAGUUAGAAAUCCCUCCCAAAAGGACAGUUGUGAAAUGCUUGAAAUUUUCCACGUUUCCUUGGCUAACUCUGACUUCAACAGAUAGACAUGUUCUUUCAUCAAAUGAAAGCUCUUUGAGAAGUAACAACCAAAGUUUAAUUUGGAGUACAUGUGAGCUUCUUCAGGAUGUGAUUAUGCAAGAUUUUCCUGCUGAGAUCUUCCUUCAAAGGCCAAAGAUUGUACAGAGUCUUUUGUGUCUGCUAAACCUGGCUUUUGGAGGAGAUGGAAGACAUCGGUUAGCUUUGCAGGCUGUGUCGUGCCUGCAACAGUUGUGCAUCUUCUUGAGAAGCAGACUUAACUUUCACAGAGAUCCAAGUUUUUCUUCCACAGAGCACAGCACAGCUUCCCAGAAUUCAUCUAUAUCUUACUGUCAAGAAGCAAGAGGUCCUCCUCGUUCUCAGAAUCCAUCACCUGGAAGCAGUAGCCCUCGGCCGUCUGUGAUUGGACGGCCAGUUCAGCGUCCUAGAGGAGAUGGUCAAGACUGGGAUGCAGCAUCUUCCAGUGGAAACAGUACCCAAGCAAAUGCAACCUCCAGAAUAUCUCUGCAUUCCCCACUUGAUAUAGGACGUAUUGACCUACCAGAUAAUGAAAAUGAGGACACUUUGGAAUUACAGAUGAAGCAGCUUAGCCUUCCUCAGUUCUGUGUUUCCAUCUUAGAAAAUGCAAUACCUCUUCUAAGAACAGGCAGUAGGAGAGUGACGAUGGAAGUUCUUGAGUUGCUUGUUGAAGAUAUGUUCCUUAUUGGUGAUGCUAUUUCUGAAAACGUUUGGGAAGAUGAUAGCCUUUUUGCAUUGGAAUUGAAAGAGAAAUUGCUUCUGGUCUUGGGUUUGCUUGGAGAAACUAUAUUAUAUCACAAAACCAAUAUAAGUGCAGAACAGCCCGAGGUGAUGUUGGUGCAUCACAGAAUGGCAUUUAUUAGCAUUUCACUCUUCACUGUUAGAUUGCUGCAAAUACUUCUCCCUGUGGAAAAGGCGAGUAAAGUUUUACAAAAGAGUUUGCUGAGCGCUUUAUUUCUUCUUUCUCUGGACGUGUCCUUCUCCAUGGAAUACCCAAGCAUUCAUGAAUCUGUUGCAGCCUACCUGGAGCAGAUGAGUACUGAGAACUACAGUAUUUAUAAACAAGCUUCAGAAGCUGUGUAUUCGAUCGAAUGCACUUGUAGCUUUAUGACUGAAGUUCAUAAGAAGGUGGACAACAAUCUUUCUGAAUUAGUAGAGUUGGCAGAUCAGGCCUUGAGUAGUCUACCCUACCAUCAACACUUUCCCUUGCUUCAGGAAUGCAUUCACAUGUGCUCAAAUAUUUGGAAGUCUGACAAGGCUAACUCAGUGCUCCAGGCUGAGAGUCAGAAGGUGCUUCUCCGUCUGUUGUCUCACCCUUUGCUGAAUAUAAAAACUGAAGCCUAUCACUGCUGUUUGGAAGUGGUUAAGGACUGUUUAGGUAUUCAUAAUACUGCGAAGCCUGUAUCUUCACUUUGCCAUGGAGUACAUUUUCUUCUUCAUCCAAGAGUUUUCUAUGAAAUCUGUACGUUUGGCCUUCAGGAAGAUAAGAAGGAGGUGAACUCUACAGCCAAGGCCAUUCUGAUGCAUCUAUUGCAGGGACGAUUAGUAAUGGCAGUAUUGACUUGGAACAAGUUUAUUGAGGCCCUCUAUCCCGUCAUUCCUAUUUUACAGGGUUAUGCUGAUGCAAAAGAUACACUAGGUAACUGUAUCCUCACUUUGAGUGAAACAACCUCUGACAAAGGAGAGGGUAUUCUCCCUAGAACUACUAGACUGCGGGCUGCUCUGCGUCUUCUCUUCUCAAAGAAACAGUUGGUUCGUUCUACAGCACUUAAACAUUUAACUUUCCAUCUUUUGAAUGAAGAAGGGGCAAACCUGAAACGGCCGCAUCUGCAUGGUAGUGUGCUUUCCAGCAUUUCCAACUUAUUUAUUAUAGAAAGAGCUAUUGAACUAAAAAUGGAUGAUAAAACUGAGUCGAUAUUUAAGGCAGAAACUAUUGAAAAGCUGUAUGACAUCCUGACUUCUGAUGCUGUUGACCUAGUUUUACGGAAGUCUGCAGCCGAGCAGCUAGCUAUCAUUUUAGAAGAUACCAAAAUGCAUGGCACCGUGAAAAAGUUAGGUGUGAUAGAAAAGAUUUUGGUUUACCUUAAUGAAAGUAUACAUGUGGAUGGCAAGCUCAUGGAAUCCAUAGUGUUACCAUGUCUAGCACUCUUACGCAAACUUGUAUAUGCUGAUCCAGCUGUUCGUCUAUCCCUAGCACAGCAGUCACCUUUACUGCUUUCACUAUUCAGAGUUUCCCUGAUAUUCCAAAACGAUCGUGCUGUUUUAACUGAAACUACAGUAUUGCUUUGUCUUCUGUUGUUUGAUGAAGUAGCAAGAACAGAAACAUGGGCUGAUGGUGUAAUCAGUAAUGAUAGUGGCCUACCUGCCUUCAGUUUACCUGUUGCUGUUGUUAGAAGGUAUCAUCUCCCAGUUAGGACCACUGCUCAUCAUGUUGUUAGCCCUAAUACUGUUGUGGUGCCAUUGUCUUCUGAGUGUUUGGCUAUGAAACCUGUGUCAGAUAUGCUUAAGAUGGCUUGGAAUCUGUCAUGGUACCAUGGGACUGAAAACCUAUUGCAACUGAUAAAUUAUGAAAAGGAAGCAGAAACAUUUUUAGACUCGCUAAAACUAUCCUCAGAAGAUAUUCUUAUACUCAAAAUAACCCACACGAACUAUGGACUGCAGGAUUGUCUUCAUUCAAUCAUUCAGGCAGUAUCCCACAGGGAUGUUAGGGCUGCUCUCACUAGGCUUAGUUUUUAUGUUCUGAAUGACAGACUUGCAUUAAAAUGCAGUUCUGGAUCUUGUGGAACCACUUUGAAGAGCUUUGUUUGGCAAAAAGCAAUAAACAGGUUUCUGCAAGUGCUUCCAGCUUCUGUGGAGGAUGAGAAGCUUUUAGUAGAUGUCCUACGGUUGUUAAACAAAUUGCUUAGAGAGCAGAGAUCAGAUUUGGAGUCAGACCAUCUAAAGUGGAUCCUGAAAUCAUUGCUUAAAAAUAAGCCCAAAUCCCUUUUGGGUCUCCUGGUGCGACCGGAAUCCCAAGUGCGGGAUGAAAUAGAUGAAGUGCAGACUGCUGUCAGGCAGCAACUGGAUAAAGAACUCGUUCGUCAUUUUAACAAACUGUUAUUUUGUUCUGUGUCACUGACUGACAGAGAGGGCUUGGAACUUGCUGGCUCUUUCAGAACUGAGUUGGCUCUGAAGCUGCUGCAAUGCUUAAGGCUAACAGAUGCACCACAUUUUUAUGGACUUCCUUCGCUGGAGAGAACAUUACGAGGAAUGGUUCAUGUUACUGCUCUUCCAGGCUGGAGUACCUAUUCUGCUGCAGUUGAACCUUUCACAAUUUGUAAGAAAUAUUUAAUAGGUCUUCUUGAGGUCAUCUCAUCAUUUUAUGUUGAAUGGGGAGGAAACGCUAUGUCCUUCAUGGGAAAAGGUGUUACGAAAAGCACAGUUCUUUGCUUGCUUCACUUAUCUCAUGAAAUGAUGGCUCAAGCCAAGGAUACGGACUGGAUAUCUCUUUGGUCUUUGCCUUAUGAUAACAGUGAAGAACAAGUUCUUUCUCAGCUAGGUUUGGCAUGGCUGGUUCCUUUAUGGGUAGAUAGAGACCCUGAGGUCAGAUUUACAGCACUUGGAAUAGGAUCAGCUCUUACAUCUCUUGAAAUAGGAUGUAUUGCUUUAGCAGAAAGUUGCCAGAACAUCUCAGGAGGGCUGUGGGGGACAGUGAUAAACAUCCUUCUGGACCAAUCUGAAUGUAGCAUGGUACGCAGGGAGGCUGCUUUUAUUCUACAAAAUCUCCUUGUGAUUCCAAUUCCUACAGAUGAUGUGAAAGAUUGUAUUUGGCAAGGUCCCUGUGUACAUGAUGAAGACUCUGGCUUCUCACAGAUAGGAAAACCUGCACUUAAGGCCCUUUUGUAUCACUGCCAAUUCUAUGAACAUGUGAAUCAGAUGGUGAAACACUGUUACCUAGGAUGUUAUAUGUUUGAUUUUAAUUCUUCCAAGGAAAACAACCUCAUCAUAGAAAAAGGUGAUAUAAUUGAUUUUGAUGAUCCUCUUAAUCUUUGGAAAGCUCCAUCCAGUCAAAGCGAAUCUUCACAUUCUCAGUCAACGUCUGAAACUAUGAUUCGGUCUGCAUCACCAUCACUGGGGAGCGUUGCUGAGCUCCAGGCAAUAGUCCCAACAAAUUCAACCCAUUUUAUUCCUGAGUCUGUAGUUGAUCGGCUUAUGGCACAAGGUCAAAGUGAUACAACCACAACAGAAUCCUCAAGUCAACAUGAUUCUCCCAUGUCUGCUGCCCUGCCUAAACAGCGUGCUGUAGUCACACCUGCCCUUUUGUCAGCUGUUUGCAGCCUUCUGCACAAUCUGCUGGUUGUCACACCAGAAGAUACUGGAAUUGCUCUUCAGCAAGCACAUUUGCUAACAGCUCUCAGCAGUCUUGUAAGUGCUAAUCUGGUUGAGAGAUGUAUCUUGGAACUGAAAGCUCCAUUGGGUCAUCCAUGUCAUAUAGAACAUAUAAAAGCUCAGGUGUUAUUACUACUUCAAUACUUGUCAUCUGUGUCCAGGCUUCUGAAAUCAUGUUUAUUGGUGGACUCUCAACUUGUAAUCCAGGAUGAACUGUUGAAACCUCUCUUGGGAAAUACCUUCACAAUUCUCGCCAUUCGCACCAGAGAUGGGUUAGAUGCCGAGUUAACGUCUCUACUUCGUGAAACAUGGGUAGACCUUUUCAACCUUCUUGCUACAUUAUUGUGGAAGAGUGGUCAUAUAUCUUUUCCACCUGUGACAGCAGCCCUUGCAAAUCACUGUACAGCAAUAAUUGAUAAUAUUUGUGAUUGUAUUCAUCUGUCAACCACAUAUCCUGCUUUAUAUAUGGCUAGUUUACAGUUCCUCUCUGUCCUUUUGAAUGAGGAAGGAAGAAGACAGCUCCAAGAUAAGCAGAGUAUAUGUCAGAAUCCAACUAUUAGCUUUCUUCUGGAUCAUGUUGAAGUAUGCCAGGCAUCAGUAACUCAACUUACUGCAUUAAUUAUUCAGGUCUGUGAAAGAAAAUCUUCAAAGGAUGUGCUGAAAGAAGUUGCUGCAAAUGCAUUGCUGUCUCUCUUAGCUGUCAGUAAAAAUGCCCAGAAAUGUGCUUUGGAAGUUGGCCUGUUAGACAGCUGUAUAGAAGACAUGAAACACAUUCAUGCACAGCUGAAUUUGGAUUCCCUAAAGCCUGGGAAAGCACAGAAAAAAAAGGAGGAUAACCUCAUCAAGCAGUUAAGGUGUUCUAUGCAGCUCCUCAGAAACUGCCUCUUUCAAAAUGAAGAAUGCAAAGUGGCAGCACUCAAAGCUCAUCUUGUUCCUGUUCUGUAUUCGCUAUGGCCAUGGUUUUUAACAGAUGACUCCUCCAUGCAAAUAGCUCUACAUUUGCUUUGUGUCUAUACUGCAAACUAUCCUGCAGGUUGUGCUUCACUUUGUUGGGCCAGUGGUGGACAAUCAUCACUUGCAUCUGCACGAAGUGCAGCUGGCAAUUCAUUAAUGCAUAGCAUCUUGAAAUUGGCUUCCCAAGUGUCAAAUGAUAACAGCCCAAUUCAGCAGGUGGUCUUUUGUCUUCUUUCUAACCUUGCUCUGUCUCAUGACUGUAAAGGCAUUAUUCAGAAGAGUAAGUUCCUGCAAAAUUUUUUGUCUCUCUCACUACCAAAAGGAAGCCAUAAAAAUCCUGGUAAUGUGUCUACUCUUUGGCUAAAGUUGCUACUGAACAUAUCUUUUGGAGAAGACGGACAGCAGAUGAUCAUGAAGAUAAAUGGUUUUUUAGACCAGAUCGUGCAAAUGUGUAAAUACAAACACAAGAACAGCCAACAUCUAGCACUUCUCAUUCUACAUAAUGUAUGUUUUAGUCCAACCAAUAAACCAAAGAUAUUAGCUAAUGGUGAAGCGAUUGCAGUAUUGUCUGCCUGUUUGGAAAGUGAUAGUUGUGCUGUUCAGAGAAUAGGAGCAGCUUCGCUUUGGGCUUUGCUUCACAACUAUCAGAAGGCAAAAGUGACUUUGAAGAAUCCGUUGAUACGGAGAAGAAUAGAUGAGGCUUAUUCUUUAGUGAAGAAAACUACUCCACAGCCAGAGGAAAAUGAGCUACAUGCCUACUAUUUAAAAUGCUUAGAGAAUAUAGUGCAACUUCUUGAUUGUUAAUGAUCGUCAGAUGACUUCUCAUGUUGAAAUUGGACAGCUUAUUCAAUGGAGGCCUGAAAUGUGAAGAAAACACUUCUAAUUCAUGGAUUUGUGGCAGCAGCACACAUGCUGUGGAAGAAAUUUACGAAGCCUUUGAGGAAGGACUUCAUCACUUUGAACCAAAGAAAUUGCAUUAAAUGUGGUUUGAACUGUUUGUACUGUAAUCCCAAUGGGAAAUUGUAAUGAUGCUACUAUGUAAAGUAUGUACACAGAAGAAGGAAUGUACAGAGGAAAAGGAUGUGAAAAAAUCAGUGACUUUCUUAAAUUAUGCAUUGAAACUGUUACUGUAAAGGAUUAAAACUGCUGUUUUGGAUUGGUCUUAAUAAAGGGUUUUUUAAUGAGAUCAGCA
This is a messenger RNA of Phalacrocorax carbo (great cormorant), 7392 nucleotides long. The record is from RefSeq and is a predicted model, not a curated record. NCBI's taxonomy places the organism in Eukaryota, Metazoa, Chordata, Aves, Suliformes, Phalacrocoracidae.